AUGGCCCCAGUUAAGUCCCAAGAAUCUAUCAACCAAAAGUUGGCCUUGGUCAUCAAGUCCGGUAAAUACACCCUUGGUUACAAGUCGACUGUCAAGUCCUUGAGACAGGGCAAGUCCAAGUUGAUCAUCGUCGCUUCCAACACCCCAGUGUUGAGAAAGUCCGAGUUGGAAUACUACGCCAUGUUGUCCAAGACCAAGGUGUACUACUUCCAGGGUGGUAACAACGAGUUGGGUACCGCUGUCGGUAAGCUUUUCAGAGUUGGUGUCGUUUCCAUUUUGGACGCCGGUGACUCCGACAUCUUGACCACCUUGGCUUAA
Messenger RNA from Lachancea lanzarotensis, 318 nucleotides. It is a transcript of the gene RPL30, whose product is annotated as LALA0S10e03686g1_1. The record is from RefSeq and is a predicted model, not a curated record. Gene Ontology annotation, molecular function: structural constituent of ribosome; RNA binding. Lineage: Eukaryota; Fungi; Ascomycota; Saccharomycetes; Saccharomycetales; Saccharomycetaceae. The transcript is spliced from 2 exons. The coding region runs from base 1 to 318 and encodes 105 amino acids. Gene Ontology annotation, cellular component: cytosolic large ribosomal subunit.